CCGAGCCGGAACGGCGCGGCGACCGCGCUGGGCUACUACGGCAGCCAGCACUGUAUAAAACCCAGCCGCCACCGCCCGCCCAUCGCCCACAACCCAGUCGCGCCGCGAGACCCAGCGCGCCCCCCUCCCCUCCCCGAAUGGAGCAGCCGCACCAAGCUGCUGCUGCUGCGGCGGCGGCGGCCGCGGAGCGGACCAUGGCGCUGUACGACGCCUGCUGGUUCCGCCGCCUCGUGCUGCUCCCGCCCCCGGCCCCCGCGGCGCCGGCACCUCAGCGCGAGGCGGAGCGCCGGGUGCCCUCGUCGAGCCCCACGGCCGCCGGCGGCGGGCUGCGGCACCGGCGGACGCGGAGCCACGAGGCCACCGCGGCCGCGUUCCAGGGACUGGAGCCGCUCCGGCUCCCCGACAGCGGCAACCGCGCGCGGCUCGAGACCAUCCUCUCGGGCAAGGACGGCCUCGCCGCGGCCGCGCUGCCGGAGCGGAGGCGGCUUGCCGGGGGCGGGCGGCGCCGGCGCCGGCGCGGGCGGAGCAUGUCGGAGCUGGAGUUCGAGGAGGUCAAGGGCCUGCAGGACCUCGGCUUCACCUUCUCCGACGCCGAGGUGGACGCCGAGCUCGCGUCCAUCGUGCCCGGCCUGCGCCGGAAGCGGUCCGAGGAGGAGAACCGGGCCACCGCGUCGGCUCCCGCGGCGCCGCGGGACGCGCCGUCCCCGCCGGAGGAAGCCGCCGCGCCAGCCGCCCAGGUGACGAGGAGGCCGUACCUCUCGGAGGCGUGGGACGACGACGAGGAGGAGGCGGAGGUCAGGAGGGCGCUGCGGAACUGGCGGAUCCCGCCGCCCGGCGACGGCAACGACCUCAAGGAGCACCUCCGGAUGUGGGCGCACACCGUGGCCUCGGCCGUCCGGUGACGCCCGCCGCCGUGAACGGUGAAGCCCCGUCCCAGGUCUUCCCUUUUUGAUUCAUCCAUAAACACACCAUUAGUGGUUGCCAAGUUUGGUGACAAAAUCAAGUGUAAAUAUUUUCAGCGACGUGCUUGUACAUCAUCAUUUCUUCCGAGUUUGAGCAUCUAUCUAGUGUGUACUAGUCUAGAACCACGAAAGUGGAACUCUUUUGCAACUUGCAAGAAGCAAAAAGGAAAUGAACACGUGAAAAAACUUAUAGGAGAAUGAAAGAAGAUGAUUUCAUC
Panicum virgatum (switchgrass) is the source of this 1180-nucleotide messenger RNA. Its product is annotated as CLK4-associating serine/arginine rich protein-like. NCBI's taxonomy places the organism in Eukaryota, Viridiplantae, Streptophyta, Magnoliopsida, Poales, Poaceae. Bases 138 to 902 code for a protein of 254 amino acids. The transcript has a single exon. The record is from RefSeq and is a predicted model, not a curated record.